Molecule: messenger RNA, 551 nt
Organism: Merops nubicus (carmine bee-eater)
Lineage: Eukaryota; Metazoa; Chordata; Aves; Coraciiformes; Meropidae
Gene: RGCC
Product: regulator of cell cycle
Exons: 4
Coding region: 1-186 (61 amino acids)
Biological process (GO): regulation of cell cycle
Cellular component (GO): cytoplasm
Molecular function (GO): protein kinase activator activity; protein kinase binding
Source: RefSeq, a predicted model, not a curated record
AUGGGUGCAGAUUCACUCUACAGAAAUAGUUUCUCAAGCCUCAGCGAUGAAAAGCUUAACUCCCCAACUGCAUCUACUCCAAGCUUGCCAUCUCCAUCAGUAACUCCGUGUAAAGCAAAGCUUGGAGACACAAAAGAACUGGAAGACUUCAUUGCUGAUCUUGACAGGACACUAGCAAGUAUGUGAAAUGAAUCUUUGGCGUUGUGCUUUGCUAGGAAUGUCCUCUGAAAGAUCAGUGACAUCAAUCACUGAGAACUGCUGCCCUUGUCUGAUAACUUUGCUACCCACGAUACUCACCUUCUGAAUACCUUUGUAACAUAACCUUUGUAAACUCCUAUAAGCAUUUAACUGGCAACAUCAGUUUUGUUAUUUUACAGCAGAUGGAAUAAGAUAACUUAAGUGUUAUGGCUGUAUUUUACUUUAAAAUAUAGCUUGAAUUUUAAUUUAAAGUUGCUUUUAUGAAAAUAUAUUUGUAAUUUUAUAUAGUUGAGAACUUCUAAUGCUUUUUUCCAUUAUAAUAUAUUUUUGUAUGCAAAUAAACCCUGAACUGG